AUGGCCCCAUGGGUGGGGGCUGCGGGGCUGCCUGCAGCUCUGCUCCUUCUCCAUGUCCCAGGCUGCCUGGCUCUGAGUGGCCCCAGCACAGUGACAGGCACUGUAGGGAGAUCUCUGAGUGUGCAGUGUCACUAUGAGGAGGAAUGCAAGAUGCUCAACAAAUACUGGUGCAGAAAACCUCGUCUUAGGCCAUGUACCAAGAUUGUGGAGACCUAAAAGUCAGAGAGAUAGAUGAGUGGGCGCGUGUCCAUCAGGGACCGUCCUGCCAACCUGACCUUCACCGUGACUGUGGGAGACCUCACCAUGGAGGACAAAGGCGAGUACUGGUGUGGGAUCGACACACCAUGGCUCAUAGGAACAGGAGCGCUCCAGUCUGAUUCUGUCAUCCUGACUGAGGUGACCGUGAGCCCAGGUCCGUCUCUACACAUCUCCCUUCCUGGUCAGUGGCUCUCCCGGUCAGGAUUCUCCCAUAGCCUGUGGCCUCCAGCCAAGCCUGUGUGCUGGUUCCUAAAUCGCUCUGGAUCAGACCCCCAGAGAGUAAACCCCACCCCGGCCCUGCAGGGGGGUGAGGAGGAAGCUCACUGUCUGUCACCCUGUCGUCCCCACAGGUCCCUGCUCAGCAACGUCCGCUUCCUGCUUCUGGUCUUCCUGAAGCUGCCCCUGCUCCUGAGCAUGCUCAGUGCUGUCCUCUGGGUGAACCGGCCUCAGAAGGGCUCUGGGGGGGACAGGGUCCACCUGAUAAGGAGAAGCAGUAGCCCCAGGUCCUUGUCAAAGCCAGUCCAUGGCAGAGCCCCUCAGUCCGGAUGCAAAUGA
Choloepus didactylus (southern two-toed sloth) is the source of this 813-nucleotide messenger RNA. RefSeq names its product CMRF35-like molecule 6. The record is from RefSeq and is a predicted model, not a curated record. Gene Ontology annotation, molecular function: transmembrane signaling receptor activity. Gene Ontology annotation, cellular component: plasma membrane. The transcript is spliced from 5 exons. NCBI's taxonomy places the organism in Eukaryota, Metazoa, Chordata, Mammalia, Pilosa, Megalonychidae.